Molecule: messenger RNA, 10184 nt
Organism: Mya arenaria
Lineage: Eukaryota; Metazoa; Mollusca; Bivalvia; Myida; Myidae
Product: fibroblast growth factor receptor substrate 2-like
Exons: 2
Coding region: 99-1454 (451 amino acids)
Biological process (GO): cell surface receptor protein tyrosine kinase signaling pathway
Cellular component (GO): cytoplasm
Source: RefSeq, a predicted model, not a curated record
CGGAAGUAAAAAAAAAGAGGAAUGCGUUUUCUGUUUUUGAUAAAUUGCACACUUGCUGAUUGAUUUGUGACCAUGGUUUAAUAGAAGAAUGGCAGAAAAUGGGUUGUCACUUUUCAAAGAAUUUUAGCAGAGAAGUUAACAGUCGGGUUUUCAAAGUCCACAAUGUCAAUGACUUGGGAGCUGAGAUAAGCCCAGGCAAGAUUGAAGUCACAGAAACAGACCUUAUCUUUUUCCAAAGAGGAAGAGAACCGGUUAGGUGGCCUUUGAGAUGUCUGAGACGCUAUGGGUUUGAUGAGGAACUCUUUUCUUUUGAGAGUGGUAGACGUUGUCCUACUGGGUCUGGUAUUUAUGCGUUUAAGUGUCGUCGAGCCGAGGAACUGUUUAAUCUAGUCCAAGAAGCUAUUAAUAAUGUUGGUGCGAACACGCACAUUCGGGGUAGUCAGACUAUUCCUAAUGGAACAAAUUUACAUGUAAAUCACGGUGCCAGCCGACCUACCUCAUUAGUGGAUCCGCAUGAGCCCAAUGGUAUACGUCUUUCAAACACUGGUCGUGUGAAUGUCGUACCAUAUGAUCAACAUUUGUACAUUAACGGUAACUUAAUCACGCCAGAAGAAGCUCCUAACUAUGUGAACACAGGUGCAAACAAUCCAGCCAGAACUGAGCCGAUUGAUGAUGCUACUGCUCUUAUUGACUUCCUACACGACCCUCCAACUGCCCCCGCACCUCCCAAGCCAGAACUUGUGAAUUAUGCAGACUUGGACCUGCCCAAAUCCACAGAAAAUAUCUUUGAGGCAAGCGAAGGUGCAUCUGGCGAGUCAGGGAAUCAACAUGUCUCAGAACGGGGCACAGAAAGAGGUGCAAGUUGCUCCGGUUCAAGUGGCCCUGAGGGGUUGGAUGUCGACGAUGUGAACAUGAACUAUGCUGACUUGGAUGUGUUUCAAGAUAACGUUGAUGACACAAAUCCCAAUUACAUUAACAUUGAUUCAGGUGGGAAAGCGAAAGAGAGGGGGGCUACUGGAGGCGGAAGAGGUGAUGGAAUUUUCAGGAUUCCGGAAAGGAAACCAAGUAUUGAACAAAACUACGCCAAUGUGGGUGCUGCAAGCUUUACAAACACCCAAGAUCCCUCAGUUGCAAUUAAUGUGAGUAUGAAUCCGAAUGGCGGAAACAUGAAUGGCAGUGCUAGUAUGUCCUCAAACAGGCUUUCAAAUCCAUGUGGGCUGAAUUACAUUGUUGUCGAUGUUAACAAGACUGAAAGUGAUAGCGCUCAGGGGGCAACAGCCUCUAACUUAAUGACGACCUCGUUGUCUGUUCCUGACUCGCCAAGUAAGAAGACAGAGGCAGGGUACGCUUUGAUAGAUUUCAAUCGGACAGUGGCGCUGUCCAACUCUGCUCGACCUGUCAGUGAGAACGAAGAAGGACUGAGGAAGACUCGGCACAACAGCACUAUUAACUAAAAAAUCCAGAACAAAAAUAGAAAAUGUUUUCUUUGAACUUUUUAAUUAAAUAUUUUUCAACCAUCCAUCGGUGUGACUUCAUUUUAGGACGGAAACAGCGAUGAUUGUUGAUGAACCUAGCGCCAAUGUUCUUGCUGUGCAGUUAAUACGUGUAGUAAUAGGAAUAUAGUUAUAUGUUAUGAUUUUUUUGUACGCAAUAAAAAAAUGGCCAUUGUAUUGAAAUACACUUGGUACCAUGCAAAAAUAUUGUAAUGUGGGUAUAAAUUAAUGUCAGUUAGGUUACUAGAUCCACAGGUAUUUAUUUUUUGGCCUUGAGUUUGAUGUAAAUACCUGAUAUGUGAUUCAAAUGUGUUGUCAAAAAUACUUACAUUAUAUGUUUAAGUUAAAUUAAUAAUAUUUCAUUCAGGUUACGCGUCCAUCCAUAAAUCAUGUACAUUUGUAUUUUAUACAUGCAAUAUUUCAUGUUCUUCGUAGUUAGGCUUAAAAUCCAAAGUGUGUAUAAAGUUAUGGCCCAAAGCAGGGGUGUAGCUUGACCAAUUUUGAUGUGCAGGCAUCAAACUUUUGGGUUCAGGGGCGUCCCUGUUCAUCUGAUUUUUCUUUAAUACAUAGUCUGUAAUACGCAUUUUGACGUUCAUUUCAAGGGGAAAAUUACAUGAUAUGCAGGCCCGGGCCUUUAAGCCUAGCAGAAGUUACGCCACUGCAAAGCAUUUUUAUAUUCGUCUGUGAAGUACCUCUGAUAUCGUGCCUUUGUUCCACAUUUGUAAUUAAGCCAUGGCAAGUGCCAUAUCUUACGUAAUUAUUGAUUUCCAGCCAUGAUCAACUGCCAUAAUAAAGAGUAUUUUGAUAUCAUGUAGCCAUAAACAUGACUACAAAUGUAACAAAAUAUCAAUAUUAAUAUGACAUCAUUUUACAGUUAAAUGCACACGACUCAGUUUGUUAUCUGCAACAUAACUUUAUGUUUAUUCACCUGUUUCAUUAUCUACUUUAACUUAAAUCCUACUGUAUCUUUACCUAUCGUGAUAACAUGCAAUGUUAGAGUAUUUACCUUUUUCAUAACAAUGGUUCAAUCCCUCAGUUCAGUAGAUUGUUUACCUGUCCUGAUUACACGUAAUGGUAGAGUGAUCAUUGAAAUGCUAUGAUCCCUCAAUAUCUGAUCACUUUUAUCAUAGUGUUUACCUGUCCGGAUUACACGUAAUGGUAGAGUGAUCAUUGAAUUGCUAUGAUCCCUCAGUAUCUGAUCACUUUUAUCAUACUGUUUACCUGUCCGGAUUACACGUAAUGGUAGAGUGAUCAUUGAAUUGCUAUGAUCCCUCAAUAUCUGAUCACUUUUAUCAUAGUGUUUACCUGUCCGGAUUACACGUAAUGGUAGAGUGAUCAUUGAAAUGGUAUGACCCCUCAUUACCUACUCACUUUAGUAGACUGUUUACCUGUUUCCAUUCCUAACAACACGCUAUGGUAAAGUGUUGUUUGAAAUGCUUCGUUUAAUCAAACUAUUGCUUUAAAUUUAAAUCCUGAUUUCAUCCCAUGGUAGAAUAUUUAUUUGACUGUUUCAUUGAAACAUUAUGAUCCUUCAUUAUCUUCUUAUUUUGAUGUAGCUGUAAAUGUUUUGUAGAAAGCACAAAAAUGUGGUGAUUUAUUAAAAAUGGUUGUGUUGAAUUUAUAAAAUCAGGAUUAUUAUUUACGAGAUAAUUUAUUAAUUUUUCAGAGGAAUGUUAUUUAUAUUGAAAGUGUUUGGUUUAUAAAUGUUUCUAUAGCAAUUGGUUUAUGAUUUAUAUCAAAUACGCUAUAUUUUUUUUACUUUAUAAUGCUAUUUUUAGAUUUGCCUUUUUUAUCUCUACAAAUUCAAAAUGAUUAUAAUACAGUUAUUAUAAUUUAUGUAUGGGGAAUUUUUCUCCAUGUUUUUUUUUGUAGUCAUUAUUUUUUAUGCCAUAAUAUGUUAUGUAUACAAUAUACAAACACUUAAACUCUAAAGAUAUAUGUUUUUUAGCAAUAUGCUAAAGUGGUGAAAUAAUGACAUCUGCCAUUGUAAUUUUUCAUGACAUAUUUAUGAAAAUCGCCAAUAACUGCAUGUUACAAUGGGCAGAUUGUUUAGAACUUUGUGAACAAUGUUGUUAACGUUAUAAUUGUUAACUUUAAAAGGUGAAAUAUUGAAUGCGCUUAUUUAUUUCCAUAAAACAAGUACAACUGAAACAGUUUUCUCAAAUCUUGGUAGCAAUAAGGCAAUUUACAAGUUUAUCCAUUAAACUUUCAGUGCAGUAAUGAUUUGAAAGUUAACAGAAGUGACGUUAACAACAUUGUUAACUAUAACAUAGUUCUAAACAAGUGGCCAAUUAUUAAAUCGCCUGUGUACUGAAUAUAUUCAUUUUUAUUUCAUUACCUCCCCAGGUAAGUUUCUUAGGACAGGCAAAAUGGAGUGUUGAGUGACUUUGGUAUUAAUUUCAUAAUGACUGAGGCCUAAAAAAGGUUUGUUUCUGGUUACAUGCCCAAAUGAUAUGGGUCUUUGUCAAACAAAUUCUGUGAAAGGGUGUUUUUCAUUGUCUUCGAACCAAGCAUUGGUGAUGAAAAAAUAGCUAAUUGUGAAAUUAGCAAAUGCCAUCUGUAUGGACGAAAAACUUCGGAUAUCACAUUUUUUUAUUUUUGAUAAUAGUUUGUUUUUAAAUGGUUGCAAAUAGAUAUGGUUGGUCGCAAACCAGAUAGAAAUCUAUAUUUUGGCCUGAUUAAAAUUUUAUUUGCUUGUGCAAUAAGCAAAUUCAAUUUUUGGCAAACAGCUUUAGUAUUGCUAAUGGAUUUGUGCUUCAAUUCAGAUAAAUUAGAUCAUGGUUGUGUUCAUUAAGUUUUACAUGUUGUAUAGGUUAUUUUGUGCUUGACUUGUGUAAUUUAAAGUUGUUUUUUAAAAGAUGAAAUUACAUGUAUAUCAUCUUUUUAUUAGCCUGAAUGUGUGUUCAAUUUUGAUGCAAUUUCAGUUCUUUUGGUUUUCCUUGUAAAAAACAAGGUUCUUUUUAUUGUUGUUGAGCCGGUAUUGUUUUUGUUUUGGAAGUUGUGCUAAUACUUAAAACAUUGGGGAUAUAUCAAAAACAUUUUGAGAUACUCACAUGAAACUUUGUAAAUGUAUCAAAUGAAUAUAUAUAUAUACAUGUAUGUGUAUUAAGGCCCAUUACUCUGGUUAAAUUAAUUGUCAUGUAAUGUUCCAUGGUGGACAGUCCCAAAAUAAGGUUAAGUAACUGCAUCUGGUUAGGGUGUUCAUUUUUUUAAAUGUUUCCAGUUGUUUAUAGAAAUUAUCAGUGAAAUAAAACUAAUUUUUCACUGUUUUGAACUGUGAAAAUAUGAUAUUUUAGCUUGUUUUCAAGUCCAAAUCAAACUACAGCGCGCACAGGGCACAGUGACAGUAUUUCUAAGAUGUCAUUUCAUAAAUGGCUUUAUGAUGCAUACAAAUUGUCAUUUUUUAUUCUUUUUAGGCAUAUAAUAUAUUAAAAGAUAAAUUGUUUCAUGUGUCUAGGGCUUUGAACAAGAUUGACUUAACUUCUAUGUUUAUAAUGAAUUACCUCAGUCUUGUUCCAAGCCCUUGUUGCUGUUUUUUACAGGGACUAGACACCACUUGGUUCCAAAAUCAGCAAAAAUAGUAUUUCCUCAAAACAAGAAUUGUCUAUGAGAGUUCGUAUGAUGCUUAUAAUUCAUCAUUUUACAUGAUAAAAAUACCUGAGUUUACCCGUUUAAUAAUAACGCAUUAAAAUUUAUGGUUUCCAGGUUUAUAGUGUGUACAUUUAGCAUGGGAAAGUCAUGUGAUUAAGUACAGAUAAAUAUAUACCGAUGCUAUUUUUAUAUUUGCCGGGAUUUACGAGGUAGACAAACCCAGAAAAUUUCGAAUUGGAAUAAUAUGCAAAAUAUGUGAAAAAUACGUGUGUUGUAAGCGAUGUGAUACAUCAGUUAGUAAAAUGCAAUGCGUUGUAGAUAACAAUAUCAUUUUUAUUUAAGUUUUUGACAUUAUUUUUUUUGCAGUGGUUUCAUCUGGUGUCUAGUCCAUUUAAGGAACAUGCAAUCACAUGCAUUCAUUCAUUUUCCAUAGAUAUAUAUAAGUUCAUUACAUUUGCUUUCUGGUAUCUCAUGCUAUGAUGACAGUAUUCCACAUAUAUGUGUUACAUGUAUAGUAAAAUGGUCUAAUCUAUGUCGGGGGAUAAUGUCAGUAUUUCACAUAUAUGUGUUACUAGUAUAGUGAAAAGGUCUAAUCUAUGUUUGGGGAUAAUGUCAGUAUUUCAUGUAUAUGUGUUACAUGUAUAGAAAAAUGGUCUAAUCUAUGUUUGGGGGAUAAUGUCAGUAUUUCACAUUAUAUGUGUUACUAGUAUAGUGAAAAGGUCUAAUUUAGUUUGGGGAUAAUACAGUAUUCCACAAAUAUGUGUUACAUGUAUAGUAAAAUGGUCUCAUCAAUGUCUAGGGAUAAUAUUCCACAAAUAUAUAGAUGUGUUACCAGUAUACACAUGGUGUCAUCAAUGUUUGGUGAAAUAUUAGUGUCAAGGUUGUCCGAAAGUCAAAUAUUGUUAAAAUAACAAACUUUUAGUUUAAUAUAAUUAUGUUAUAAUAUAAAUCAUGGUUAUCUGUAUUGGAAAUUUUGAAGUUUACUUGCAUAUGUAUUAAAAAAUUGUGUUAAUGUUUAGUCACGGAAAAGACCGUCGCAUAAUUGCAGUUUGAUUAUAGAAAUUAUAAUAUGUAGUAAUCGUUAAGUGUAAAUAUAAAAUAAAUGAGAAGUAAGGCUUAUUUAAGUUAACAAUCAGUUGUUAAUCAUGAAUAAAUAAGUUUUUAAAAGGAAUGUUUUUUCAUUUAAUGUUUUUUGCUUACAUAAAUAUAUUUUGUAAUGCAAAAUACAUUUACUGGAGAAAAUGUCCUUUUAAAGUCUUAAUCAAUGAUUUUUAUUGAAGGAUAUUAAUUGAACAAAAAUCAUGAGGAAAUGAUUUGUUCUUGCCAUUUUUUUACUUGUUUAAUUUUUAUAUAUUAAUGUAUUAAGUACUUAUUGUAAAAAUUGGUUUAUACUGUGAGAUUUGACUGUAAGUGGAUGAUAUUGUGUUGUAAUUAUCAUCAGUGAUCAAAGAUUAUGUACGUGUAUUAAUGUAAAAAAAUAUUUUUAUGUUGUGUUAGGCAACUAUAAAUUAAUUGCUAGAUUUUCAUCCCGCCCGAACAUCCUCUUUUCCCCUGCCCUUUAAAUUUUAUUGACUUAAAUAUAAAUGUUGAACUGGGGUCUGUAUUUGCCUACCAAUGCGGUACUGUCCAGGAACAGUAUUAAUUUAUAUCAGCUGGUGUUGAUGUUAUCAUUCUUAUGUAAAAAUGGAGAAUUGUUACGAUGGUGUUUGUGGUUUGUCUAGAAACACAUGUUAAUUGUCCCUAAUAAAAUAAGACAGAGCAUGAACGCAUACUUAACUGUGAAACACACAUCUAAGAAUAUAUUUUUUUACCCCCGCCCCCAUUAAAAACAAAUUUGGAUGAAAAUCGAGCAAUUAAUUUAUAUUGGCGAUAGGGAUUCAGACACACAUACAUGUAUGUUAAUUUUGGAUACCUGGUAACCUCAAAUGAUUUUGGUAUUAUUUGAAUGGGUUUUAUGUGCAGAAUAAGAAAAAUGUAAAACAUUAUCAAUCAUAUUAAACGACAUAAUAUAUAAUAAGAUCUUAAACCUUCAAAAUAAAAUUUAUUAAAAAUAUGUGUAAGUUAUAUACGUCAGACUUAAUGAGUUAAAAUAAAGAUAAAAACUUACUGGUAUGAUGUGCUGGCAACAUUUAUUUUAUGUAUUGGUAUUCAGUAAAGAAAUACCUUUUAAAUUAUACCAAAAUAACAUGAGAUCACCAUACAUCAGAACUUAACUUUAGGGUCAAUCAGAAAACUAGCUUGUCUGUGGGUCUGAUUCCUUAAAUGAGUAUUACUCAUCAUGCAGCAAUUAUGUCUAGUCUAUGAACGUCUCAUUUUCACCAUCAUCAUUCUGUCUGUAAUCAUGUUGAUAAAAUAGUUCAUGUGUAAUUCUUGACUUAAAAUUGUUCUAGAAUAAGGGACUUAGGGUUGUUCUAGAAAUAAGGGAUUUGAGUUGUUUCAGAAACAAGGGAAUUGGGGUUGUUCUAGAAAUAAGGGAUGUAAGAUUGUUUGAGAAACAAAGGACUUAGGGUUGUUCUAGAAAUAAGGGACUUAAGAUUGUUUGAGAAACAAAGGACUUAGGGUUGUUCUAGAAAUAAGGGACUUAAGAUUGUUUGAGAAACAAAGGACUUAGGGUUGUUCUAGAAAUAAGGGACUUAAGAUUGUUUGAGAAACAAGGGAAUUGGGGUUGUUCUAGAAAUAAGGGAUGUAAGAUUGUUUGAGAAACAAAGGACUUAGGGUUGUUCUAGAAAUAAGGGAUGUAAGAUUGUUUGAGAAACAAAGGACUUAGGGUUGUUCUAGAAAUAAGGGAUGUAAGAUUGUUUGAGAAACAAAGGACUUAGGGUUGUUCUAGAAAUAAGGGAUGUAAGAUUGUUUGAGAAACAAAGGACUUAGGGUUGUUCUAGAAAUAAGGGACUUAAGAUUGUUUGAGAAACAAAGGACUUAGGGUUGUUCUAGAAAUAAGGAAUGUAAGAUUGUUUGAGAAAUAGGGGACUUAAGAUUGUUCGAGAAAUAAUUUUCUUGAAAUUGUUCAAGAAAUAGGGAAUUUAAGGUUGUUCAAGCAAUUAAAGACUUAAUAUUGUUCGAGAAAUUUGAUUCAGGUACUAAUGUUAAGUAAAUUAUCACUAACAUACUUAAACUUGUUCAGGCAACAUUUAUUUGAUCAAACUGUAAAACAAUUCAACUGCGAAAUAAUUCUACUGUAAAAUAAUUGUCAUUGUGUGCCAGUUAUAUCUGUUAAAAAAUGAUUUAGAAAUUAUAUAAUUCUUUUUCAAUUAUAUGGAAUAUAAAAGGAUAUAUUGCAAAGAAAAUGUAUUGUCAUUCUACAAAGAAAUGCUUCUCCUACAGUUAUCUGUUGUACAUGUACAUUAUAGAACAGUGAUAUUUAUUAUUUAGUCAAAGAAAAAAUAAUUGUAGGAACGGCAUAAUUGGUUUUAGUUUGUAUACAUAUGUGAAUGAAAUGUAAAGUAAGGCCCAUUAUAACUCUGACUUUAGUAGAUGUCAAGUUUCACUCAUUGACUUCUUGAUUUUUUUUAAAAGCAUUGAAACUGCUCAAGGUGUAGGAAAAUAUUUACAUUUAUAAAACAGCAGUUGAACAUCUUUUUAUAAAAGUUGCCGAUUUUUAUUUAAAUAUUUUUGAAAAAUUAACUGGAUAACAAUGGCAUUACUUUGUUUAACAAGUUGUUUAUAUGUGAACUGUUUUAAUCAAAACAAGGUUGGCAGAAUUGUGAAACAAGUAUUACUACGUAGUUCCAUGCAAGCUUUAUGGUGUUCAUGGCAUUUUAUUAAUUACCUGUGCAAUACAAUUUAAUUCUUUGUAUAAAUGUGCUAUUUCUUAUUGUUAUUAUUAACAUAGUAAUGUCAAUAUAUGCAUGAAACGUGUAUAUGUAUAAAAGUUCUAAAUGGCUUACAAGCACUUGCAAAUAAUCCAAUCCAAAUAAUUUUGUAAAAAGUCUAGGAUAACAAUUCGUUGGUACUGUUGUAGUUAAGCUUGCCCAUAUUUGAAAGAAAGAAAAGCGAGGUAUAUACUUUGCGUUGUUGUUGGUACCAUUUAUAAGUUAAAAAAUGUAGCCUUGGUGAAAGAUAUUCAAAUGAAACUUGGCACACAUGUUGGCAGAGACAAUAUGCACAGACAUGUAUAGCAAAGUCCAUUACUUUGUCUUAAAAAAGUAUUGAUUUUUGCCCUUUUUUCACUAAACAUCAACAGUUUAGGGUUUGCUUUGAGGCACUUUAGUUUGGUUUUAAUAUAAUGGUAUCUUAAAAAUACCCCCCCUCCCCUUUUGGAGCUUUGUACCAUAACCCCGCACCAGACCCCUUGGCUCAAAUUUAAGGAAUGAGGAUUUUGCUCUUUUGAUACACCAGGGUACAUUUACUAAUGAUUAUUCAUAUAAUACCAGAAUAGGCAGACUUUGCAGUAGAAAAUCCAAAUUAUUGAACAACAGUACUGCCGAAAGCUUAUGUAUUAAUAACAUUUUCCCAGUAUUAUACCAUUCAACAAAUAUAUGUUCUCACUUCUAAUUUAACUUUUUUCACUGGGGAUAAUAAGUCUUUGUUUUAUUCAUAUGUUUAAGUGUUAUAAUGCAGGUUAAAAUAAGAUAAAUUCAGAAAAGUACCUAAUGUUGAUUGAUUUUGGCAUAUUCUCUUUACUACAAUAGAUAUGUGAAUUGAAUUAUUCAUAACAUAUCAGUGGCGGUUCCAGGAAUCUAUAACUGGGGUGGGGGAUGACAAACGUCAAAUCCUUUAAAAAUAUACGUACAAAAUCAUUGAUGCAUUUCAACCCUCAAUUUAAGGCUAAAGUUAGGUGAUUUUAGGGUUCAUUUGCUGGCCAAGUUGGGGGCAUUGGCCCUUGUCCCCCCCCCGUGCCAGAACCGCCACUGUAUAUCACAAACAUGUUUUGAUUUUAAAACUGUAUCUCUACACAGAAAUUUAAGAAAUUGACAUUUAACACUUUUUUACAGUUUAGUGAUGGUACUUUUUAUGUUACUAUUAUUAUUCGUUUAUGAGAAAAUAUGAGCAUUUUCACCAUUUUAAUAUUGAUCCAUGUUAUUUGUUCCUAUGAUUUUGCCUAAAAUACUCGUACAAUAAUUGUCAUGGAAUACAUGAGAAAUAAAAUGUUAGCAUAUA